ACCAAAAAGGGUCCAUUGGAUGCCUUUGUGACGCGAAGAGGUGGUACCCACGAUCCAGUUGCCCGCCUUUCGCUUCUAGGAGCUGGAUUGGAGCCAGUGGCAGACGACGAUCCGUAUGACGGAGAGUCUUCCAGUUUAAUUACUGAGAAGUCGCGACGGUUUGAUCGUCCGCUUUUGCGUCGUAAAUAUAAUAAAAAUGAACAUCCGACUACUGCUGCAAAGAAUGAGGCUGUAAAUGAAGAAAAGCCUCCUGCUGACUCGUGCGAUCUGCUGGGUUCAAUCAUACCAGAACAGGUGAAAACACUUGCACCAGGAAGAUUGUUUGCGAUUGGAGGUGGCCGAUUCAAUACCACAGACGAUUUCGAGAAGUACAAGGAGAGAAAAACGAAUUUGUUGUCUUCAGAGCUGAAAGCAAAACUGGGCAUUCCUGUGGACAAAGAUGAUGCCAUCGAGGCAAAAACUGAGGUUGGAAAAUCGCGGGAUAAAGGGAAGGAAAGGAAUCCGUCUUUUAAAUCAGAAGAGCAACGCAAGGUUACCGCCAGUUCACCACGCGAGACAAGCUCUGGCAUGCCUCAUCGCGCUGGUGACACCACUAGUCGAGAAACUCGAACCGUGACGGAGAAAGCUACCGUAGAGGUAGAGAUGAGAGGCGAAGGGAUUACGGUGGAUCUGGAGAUAAUCGAAGCGGUAGGGAGGACAGAACCUACCCCGAAAGACAUAGUGAGGAGAGAAGUUGGCGAGACAGCCUUGGAAAUGAGGCCAGAGCCGGAAGUCGACCAUGGGAGAGGAUUGAAGAUGGGAGAAGUCGUGAGCAGCCUCGCGGAGUAA
Messenger RNA from Cylicostephanus goldi, 828 nucleotides. The record is from the annotation of a GenBank genome assembly. NCBI's taxonomy places the organism in Eukaryota, Metazoa, Nematoda, Chromadorea, Rhabditida, Strongylidae.